Messenger RNA from Cuscuta epithymum, 1014 nucleotides. Lineage: Eukaryota; Viridiplantae; Streptophyta; Magnoliopsida; Solanales; Convolvulaceae. The record is from the annotation of a GenBank genome assembly.
UAUGAGAAAAGCAAUAAAUAAUAUUUGCGAUAGCACCUGUAAACAGAAAGAAAAAAGAAACAAAAAUAAUGGAUCGAAAGAGAGACCGACACUCUCAAUACCGCCGUGCUCCUUACUCCUUCCCUAAACGGCGUCGUCCUCUUCCACCGCCGGCAUAUGAUGAGGCCAGCACCGUUGCAGCAGAGGACGAUCUUUUGCCGGAAACUUCCCCGGCUUCUUCCAAACUACCGACGACGGUGGUUAUUAUUGGGGUUCCGGCAGAGUGUUCUGUCUUAGACCUAAAGUCUCGGUUUGAGAUCUACGGCUCAAUCUCUCGCACCCGAAUGGACCCCACUGGGCUCGGAUACAUCACCUUCCGGUCCAAAGAUUCUGCAGAGUCCGCCAUGUCUGCUUCUGCUGACGCCACUUUCCCCAUUAUCCUUCAUUCCAAACCAGUGCAAGUAAUGUGGGCAAGUGAUCCAUUGCCAGAGCAGAAGGAAGGGGCGUCUAAGAGAGAAGGAACAUUGGCAGUUUCCUCUAAGUUGGUUAGAGCAGAAGUGCCACUAAGUAGGCAUGGGAGAGGUAACAGGCUGGGUUCAGAUAUUGUGAACCCCAAAGAUGACAACAAAACGAAUAGUAAUAAUACUUAUAAGAAACGAGGUGGGAUUGCCUCCAGGUUAGGGGAUCCAUUCAAGGGCAGGGAGCUCGUUGCCUAUGAUGAUAUUCUUUGAUUUAGAAUCGUAUAUGUGAGGAAGUUUUAGAAUGUAAAAUUAGUGUGGUUCUUAUGAUUAUUAUCAGCAAUGUUGUUUUUAAGUUAAUACUGAAAUUUUUGUAAUAUCCUUCUAUAAGUUAUCAGAUUAUGGUGUUUUUGUUUAUGUGGUUUCCUUUGUUAGAUUAGUGGUUUAUGAAGUUUCUUGUUAGAUGUUUAUGAGUAUUCUCUAAUUUCUGUUGCUGGUAAAAACAAUUAUUGGUCCUGAUCAAGACAAUUAUUGGUGUGUAAACAUUUAUGAGUACUAGUUUUACUAGCUUUGAUUU